Ostertagia ostertagi is the source of this 630-nucleotide messenger RNA. The record is from the annotation of a GenBank genome assembly. NCBI's taxonomy places the organism in Eukaryota, Metazoa, Nematoda, Chromadorea, Rhabditida, Trichostrongylidae.
GAACUCCCUGUGGUACAGUCUGCCUAUAAGAAAACGCUAAUAUUCCUGAGAAGGUCCACUCAUCCAACCGAAUACGUCUUCCUCCGCGGUGGAAACACGAUCAACCACGGUGAUAUGCAGUCAGUUUGCACUGAGUUACUGGCAAUCUGCGCUCCGGGUCCUUUCCAGCAAGACACUGACGCAUGUGCUAUUCCAAUAAUACACAAUACAACCGUACCAUACAUUUAUGAUGCAUAUCGCUCGUGGAGCCAUGGAGACAAAUAUUUGGACUUUGAAGGAGGCGAACGGGGACAAGCUACUUACAACGGUCGUAAGGCCUUCGGAACUCCUCUUGCGUUUUCAUCAAAUGAUCCAGAGGUCGUUGAGUACCAACCCCAUAACAAAUACGGUAACGAUUACUGGAUGGUCCAACUACUUAUGGAUUGUGCGAAGACCGAACGUGGAUGGUUUGAUGUCAAGGGUUAUAUGUCCUCUAAUAAUUGGAACGGUUGGGAACCAGACGUAAAGCAAAGCAAAUGUUCCGGUACUAUUGGAGGAGCAGCACCAUACUCGUCAAAAAAUCACAUAGCGAAAUGCGGCGCUGUGAAUGUAUUCACUUGGGGCAGUGGCGAAUGUGUGAUCGAUUCCGUU